AUGGAUGCCAUUAGGCUAAAAGAUAAAAAACCUGUUAUGCUGAAGCAGGUAUACAAACAUAACAAUGGGUUUGACCAAGAGCUUGCCAUUUCGCAAUACGUGUCUUCCCCGGACCUUCUGAAAGAUCCCGAUAAUCACUGUAUACCCAUCUACGAAGUGUUGGAUAUUCCAGGCGAUAGUGAAUAUGUAAUUAUUGUCAUGCCAUUACUACACCCCUUCAACGCCACACGAUUUGACACCAUUGGAGAGUGUCUGGAUUUUUUUCAUCAAAUAUUCAAGGGUCUUCAAUUUUUGCAUAAACACCAUAUAGCUCAUCGCAAUUGUACGCAAAAUAAUGUCAUGAUGGAUCCAUCUGAGAUUUACCCAGAUGGAUUUCACCCCGUCAAGUAUAACAUGAGCCGCGAUCUUGCUGGCCCGGCAUUUCAGAAAUAUACGAGAACACAGCGACCUCCGAAAUAUUACUGGAUAGAUUUUGGUCUAUCGGUGCAAUUCAAGGAGUCGGACAAAUUCCCUCAAGCAAUGUCAAUACGCGGAGGUGACAAAUCGCCCCCGGAGUUUCGAGAUAUGGCACAGCUGCACACUAGGCGGAAUCCCUUCCCAACGGACAUCUACUAUCUGGGAAAUUUGAUCAGAAUACACUUUACCGAGGGACGCGGUAAUGACAUCGAGGGAUUCAAAUUCGGACUUUCUUUCAUGAAACCCCUUGUCGCCGCUAUGGUUCACGAAGACAUGAGCAAACGUCCAACUAUUGAUCAAUGUGUUGUUCACCUUGAAGACAUAAUCCAAGCUCAAAGCACUUGCACACUUCGGGCACAGGUGUGGCAUAGUACUGACAGUAUAUUUGGCUUCCUGUACCGCUUUUUUCCUCACUGGGCUCGUCGCAUUACCUACAUCCUCACACAAACACCAGCUAUACCACACCUUACACCUGAGCGACGCAGACACAACCACAGCAUUCCGUAG
Psilocybe cubensis is the source of this 963-nucleotide messenger RNA. RefSeq lists its product as uncharacterized. Gene Ontology annotation, cellular component: nucleus; cytoplasm. The transcript has 4 exons. Lineage: Eukaryota; Fungi; Basidiomycota; Agaricomycetes; Agaricales; Agrocybaceae. The coding region runs from base 1 to 963 and encodes 320 amino acids. The record is from RefSeq and is a predicted model, not a curated record. Gene Ontology annotation, molecular function: protein serine/threonine kinase activity; ATP binding. Gene Ontology annotation, biological process: protein phosphorylation; mitotic DNA damage checkpoint signaling.